Molecule: messenger RNA, 1042 nt
Organism: Dermacentor andersoni
Lineage: Eukaryota; Metazoa; Arthropoda; Arachnida; Ixodida; Ixodidae
Source: RefSeq, a predicted model, not a curated record
UAAGAAGUAUGAACAACUACCUUUUAUUAAACAUGUACUACCGUUUUAAUUUACGUACGUGCCCGAUCUACAUGUUGGCGUUCCAAACCCUCUGCAGAGCUCCAGAGCGUGAGAAGGCCAAUUAGUGUUCCUCCGCAGUCCGAGCAUCUGAACGCGUGGUCCGAGUGUCGUUUGGCUUCGUGGUGCCGCGUUGUUUGUGUUGUGGAUCGUUUCGCACGCGUGCAUCGUAUCAGUAAGCGCGAUGUUUGCUCUUGUGCGAUUUGUUGAAGACAAGACAGACAAACGAUAUGUUAUACCAGUAACCGAUGUCAAGAAUUUCCAUCCCGAAAAUGAAUUGGAUUUUCACAAUACGGUGCCUUACGAUGCCUAUUGGCGGGACGAAGACAACGAGAACAGUGGCGUAUACGUCGUACAGAUUCUCAAGCUCUCAGGUAAAUAUUUGUUAGAGUGCCCUGCUGAUAAAAAAGGUGCAAUUCACAGAAUUGUGAUAUCGUUUUUCAUUCAGGACAGGGCCAAGCAGGCAAAUCAGGCUGCAUCAAGAAAGCAGCAGUACGAGGCUGUUCUCCGACAGCAUAUGGCACAUGCCCUAAAGAAUGUUGAUGUUGCUAAGGAGGCUAAGGAGGUUGCUGCACCAUUGCCCACACCUCGCUCCUCCACCAAACAGUCACGAGGGUCACAAUUCCACUCGUCUGGUGGAAUUUUCGUCGUGCCUGAGCAAGCGGAAAAACUGUGCAGAAAUAAAAAGCCAAGCAUCCUCGUGAGAGACACGGCCCAGGUGAUCUGGGGCAAUGAACUAUUGGCAAAAAGAUGUGUCAGCGGCAGACUCGCACCAACAAAAAGUGGCAGCAGCGAGCAGCCAUCCAAGCAGCUGACGCCUGCAAAGGUGGAGGUUGUUUAUGAUUGUCUGCGGCACUGGGGUCAGAUACACAACCAGGACAUGGGCGCUGCGGAGCGUUCUCCGUCAAGGACCCUCAGUGAAAAAAUUCAAGGUGUAAAAAGAAAACUUCCCUUUCCACACAGAGAAAGUGCUGUCAAGUACUAG